AUUUUCCUGAGCGGCUUCAGUCGUUGCCUGUCAACAAAGCGCUGCGAACGUGUCUGAAGAACCUGCUCCGCAAAAUUAACUCAAUAAUAUUCCAAGUCGAAUGCGAAAUAAAUUAGAAUUGAAUUGAAUUGAAGAAUUUCCACCCAAAGUGCUCCAAAGUGUUGUGUUCGAAGAAAGUGCUGAAGAAACAAACCAAAUGCCCAACAUGGCAAUGAGCUUUUAAAUAUUCCACAAAAACAUUUCGAAUUUAAUGCACAAAGACUGUCAAAGGUGUUUUCUUAGACAUAAAACAUAACAAACUCCACAGAAACUCAAUUUUCACAAGCAGCAGCCAGCAGCAGCAACUCCAAAGAGGAACUAGAACCAUGUGACGGACGCCCGGGCGUGGCACGCAUAAAGUAUGGAAAACAUAUCAAAACAUUUGCGAUUCAGCAGCUGGUUCAGGCAUCCACAAAUAGGCUGACGACCAGGGCAUAGGAAAUUACCAGACGAGGAGUGGUGCAGGGCACUAAAGCCAACAUGAAAGGACAUUCGAAACCGAAUGGGGCAGCUGCCGACCGCAGUGGCCGCCGCAACGUGGACAGCGACAACAGCCAUGUCCAUGUCCAUGUACACGUCCAGUGCCCAGACCAUCGCAGGGGCAUUCUGUUAUUUGUGCUGACAGCGCUGACACUAACGAGCUUAAUAACGCCCACAGAGCAGUUGACAGUGGCGCCAAAUGGAACCUCACAGCAGCAGCAGCAGCAGCAACAACUGGAACAGCAACAGCAACUGGAACUGGAAGUGCAACUGCAACAGCAACAGCAAUUGCAACUGGAGCUGGAGUACAAGCACAUGAAUGGCAAUCUGGUGGCAGCAGUGGACUUCAAUGGCACACUGGCACCGGGACGGCCACCGAUGACGCCCCACCAGCAUCGCAAUGGCAGCGUCGGGGGGCAUUUUCCGGGUGGUGCCAUCGAUUGCAGCAAAAGCGGCGGCAACGGCAACUUUAUACUGAAACUCAUCGCAAUGAUCCUGUAUGCGAUGGUCUGCAUCGUUGGACUCUUUGGCAACACUCUGGUGAUCUAUGUGGUGAUGCGAUUCUCCAAGAUGCAAACGGUGACGAAUAUUUACAUACUGAAUCUGGCCAUUGCGGAUGAGUUCUUCCUGAUUGGGAUACCCAUUCUGAUCUACACGAUGCAGGUGGGCAACUGGUCGUUCGGGGACUACAUGUGCAAGGCGUACAUGGUGAGCAGCUCCAUCACAUCGUUCACCUCUUCGAUCUUCCUGCUGAUCAUGUCCGCCGAUCGGUACAUAGCUGUGUGCCAUCCGAUAUCCUCGCCCCGCUACCGCACCCCGUUCGUGUCGAAGCUGGUGUCGGCCUUCGCCUGGAUGACCUCAGUGCUGCUGAUGCUGCCCGUCAUUCUGUUUGCCAGCACUGUGCCGGCGGAGAAUGGGCUGCUGAGCUGCAACAUCGAGUGGCCGGACACGCAGAACCUGGACUCGGACUCCACGUUCAUACUCUACUCGCUGGUGCUGGGCUUUGCCACGCCGCUGACCUUCAUUCUGGUCUUCUACUGCCUGGUCAUCCGGAAGCUACAUACUGUGGGGCCCAAGCACAAGAGCAAGGAGAAGAAGCGAUCCCACAGGAAGGUCACCAAGCUGGUGCUGACCGUCAUCACGGUGUACAUCAUGUGCUGGCUGCCCCACUGGAUCUCGCAGGUGGCGCUCAUCAACUCGGUGCCGAAUCCGUGCGGCGCCUCACGACUCGAGCUGGCCGUCUUCCUUGUCUGCGGCUGCCUCAGCUACUCGAACUCGGCCAUGAACCCCAUCCUGUACGCCUUCCUCAGCGACAACUUCAAGAAGAGCUUCAUGAAGGCCUGCACCUGUGCGGCCCGCAAGGACGUCAAUGCCCAGCUCCAGCUGGAGAACAGCUUCUUUCCCAAGUUUGGCAAGAGCCGGCAGUCGGAGCGACUAAUCGGUGGUGGCAACAAAGCGUCCAAGGCCGCUGGCACGGCCAAGAAGCGGGCCCUGGCCGCAGCGCGGAACAACAAUGCACCGAUGGCCACCACCACGACGACCACGACAACGGCGGGCACGGAUGCAGUGACCUCUGUCCAGCCAGCUGUUCAUUAUGCUCCCCCUUCUGAGCCAACAGCGCCAUCCUGCAGCGGCAAUCCUGCCACACUCCUGGUGGUCAACGCCGAGACCAACAACUGUAAGCCGCCCGUCCUGCACACUGACUUAUAAGACCAGGCCCAGGCCCAGGCCAUGCCGCUGGAGACGGUUGUGUUUAUAGCCAGAAGAUGAGGGCAGGCCGACAUCGGUGUGGGCGCGGAAGUGGGUGUGGGUGUGGUAGUGGAACUCGAUAAAGAUCUGACCAUGCAGUCGGAGGUGUUGCUUUAGGUUAAGCAUUCAUUCUCGAUGGAUAUUGAUAUUUUAUAGGGAUAGAGCAAAAGCGAUGCGAAACGCUGCGAGUGAAACUGAUUUGGGAAAAGAUUAUGACAGGGAAUCGAUUAUAAACUCAUUUAUGUUUCAGUAUACAAAAAAGAACUUGACACCAGGGAAAUAUUCUUCAUAAAAUUACUUCAAAUCAGAGAACACAAAGGUCAGAGAAGCAGUCACUAUCGCAUCGGUUUGCUGCCAGUCAGAUUAGUGUUUGGAUAAGUUUGCGUGGAUAAUUUUAGUGUCGUUUUCCAAUUUACAUACUCUGCUAGAAUAAGGUUGAAAAUCUUUACAAAUAAGUUGAAGAGUGGAGUGAAAGUGGAACACGAGAACGAGAAAGUGAAAGUGAAAUAGUGGAAAUAAUUAGUGGAAAGUGACAAGUGUUAAGUGUUGAGAUUUGAUCUUAGAUUUCAAGGAAAAGAACUCAGAAAAAUGCGCCAAAAAAACCCAAACCCAAAGGGGGAACCCAAAGAAUUCCAGAAAGGCAAAAAUAAUUCCAUUGGAAAUAAAACGAACAAAAAGUAUUCGCUGAAACAAGAAAUCAAA
Drosophila subobscura is the source of this 2970-nucleotide messenger RNA. RefSeq names its product somatostatin receptor type 2 (gene AstC-R2). Gene Ontology annotation, biological process: G protein-coupled receptor signaling pathway. NCBI's taxonomy places the organism in Eukaryota, Metazoa, Arthropoda, Insecta, Diptera, Drosophilidae. The record is from RefSeq and is a predicted model, not a curated record. Gene Ontology annotation, molecular function: peptide binding; somatostatin receptor activity. The coding region runs from base 520 to 2229 and encodes 569 amino acids. The transcript has 2 exons. Gene Ontology annotation, cellular component: neuron projection; membrane.